Molecule: messenger RNA, 2915 nt
Organism: Stylophora pistillata
Lineage: Eukaryota; Metazoa; Cnidaria; Anthozoa; Scleractinia; Pocilloporidae
Product: neuronal acetylcholine receptor subunit alpha-10
Biological process (GO): monoatomic ion transmembrane transport
Cellular component (GO): postsynaptic membrane
Molecular function (GO): acetylcholine-gated monoatomic cation-selective channel activity; transmembrane signaling receptor activity
Source: RefSeq, a predicted model, not a curated record
AUCGACAGCUCAGCCGGUCACACAAGAGCUCUACCGUCAACAAAGCGAUGGCAUACCUCUGGUUGUACCGUGCUGACAGAGUGAAAAACCACUUUGCCGUGAUUGUAUUUUUGUUCGGAACUCUACUUAAGCUGAACCAUGUUUGCAUAGCUCAGGAAGCUACCGAAGAUGCCGAACUCAGGCUCCUCCAUCAUCUAAUGGAAAACUACUUACAGGAGAAACAAAUUCUACCAACGCAAAACAGAUCUGAACCAGUGAUUGUUACGUUCGACAUGGCAUUCAGUCAGCUUGUUGACUUGGAUAGCAAAGACCAAAUAAUGACCAGCAACAUUUGGGUCAGACAGUUUUGGACCAACAAGAGGCUUACGUGGGAUCCAGCGGAGUUUGGUGGAAUCAAAGACAUGAACGUCAAUCCAAAAAUAGUAUGGAAGCCUGAUAUUCUUUUGUACAACAACAUUAACGGCGUCGGAAGAGAGAUGUACAACUUUGACACCAUGGUUAUCCUGCACCAUGAUGGUCGAAACGAAUGGUUUGCACCAACUGAAAUCAAAUCCAUAUGCAAGAUUGACAUAACGUUCUUUCCUUUUGACGAGCAGAUUUGUUUACUUACUUUCGGAUCGUGGACCUACAACAGCCAGUUCCUUGACCUGGUUCGCAAGAGUGAGACUGCUGACCUGCAGAAGUACACCAGUAAUGGCCAGUGGACGUUGGUCUCCGUAAACGCCACACGAAACGUGGUUAAAUAUAGCUGCUGCAAGUAUCCUUAUGUUGACAUUACAUUUAGGGUCCACCUUCGGCGAAGACCGUUGUUUUAUGUUCAGAAUUUGAUUCUACCUUGCAUUCUUUUGGCCACUUUGACAGUGUUUUCUUUCACGUUACCGCCAGGGUCCGGAGAAAGAAUUGCAUUGGUGAUAACCCUCUUGCUUGGCCUUACGGUGUACAUGCUCAUUUUCACCGAGAACAUUCCCAAGACAUCAGAAGUACUACCACUGAUCAGCAAAUUUUUCAUCGUGAUCCUUUUUGAGGUGGCCUUUUGCUUAAUGGCAACGUCGGUCACUUUGAGGUUUUAUCAUUUUAGUGAACCGGAGAGGAGAGUUCCCGCAUGGGUGGAUUUUUUUAUAGUUGGCUGGAUGGCAAAACUGUUGAGAAUGAAAAUGACUGUGAACUUGCCGGAGAAUCGAUACGGCCCUAAUAGCAUCAUUUACCGUAAAAGUGGGAUGAGAGGUACAUUGUGGCAUCGCCUACUGGGCUGCAGGGCCAAUGGCACCGAAUCCUUAAGCGACGGUCGAAUGCAGGGGAAAGUCAAAGAUUCCAUGGAUGAAGAGCUGGAGGAAAUAACGGAUAAACUCUCUGACAUUCCCAGUAAAGCCGUCGACAAAAACGAUGAAUCGAUGCAAAAUAAAGAGAAAUGGCAUUUCGCUGCCUCCGUGGUAGACAGGCUUUUCUUCUUAAUGGCAGGCGUGGCUUUUUUCCUUUCCGUGAUCAUUUUCUAUCUCAAAAUACCACACUACAACAAUGAAAGGAACUUUCAAGACAUUUAGACUGAUUGAAUAGAAAGGAGACAGAGGAAUAACCCCAUAGAUUUGCAAGGUCGUGAUUUGUGCUUUUCUCUUUCUUCUUUACGACUGACCUUCCAACAUACUCACUUUUGUGCACAGGGCAAAAAUAGAGCUCUGACCGGAAUCAGUACACGCCAUUUCUUCAGUUGAAUCCUUGGUUUAGAACAGGAGCCUGUUCGCAGGCUACAACUGGUGGAUUGCGAACUCCAAAAGCUACCAUUUUUUUUCUAUCUUGAGGUUGCGAUUUCUGCCGAAAAAAAGGAGCUCCGCGGUUUUUUAUUACUUUUUUUUCAAUUUUAUCUUUGUGCUUGUGUUGAAAUAUAGCGCCUUGAAUUCAUUAGGACAUAUACCUAAUCGUUGUAAAUAUCCCACUUCUAUAGUUGUUGGUACCUAUUGUUUGAGUGGCAGUUUGCCAAUGUCCCAGAAAGUUUCUAUUUUAUGUUGCAAGUAACAUUAUAGUGGGUCAUAGUUCUUGUUUUGAAUUUCUGACUUUCUAAAAGAGAUCAGAAAUUGUGUUCGUUGCUCUCGUUGACGUAAUUCAGAAUUCCUGAGUUUUUCUGUAGAUUUUUCGCUUUUAAAUUUCAAUCAACUCUGUUAUUAUUCCAUUGUUAAUUGUUAUUUUUUGCAAUUUCUACUUAGUCACCAUGCGUAAGGCAAAUGUUAGAUAUCGCUCCAUUUCAACUUUGACUCUUUCACGUUUUUUGGCCUUAAUUUUCAUCCUCCAUUUGUGACUUUGGUGAGUUAUUCGUCUCUCUGUGAUAUGAUGUUCUAGUGUUCGUUAGUUUUGUUUGCAAGAUACUUCCAUUUGCUGUUGAGGUGUUUAUUAAAUUUGAAUCCGAUCUUUUGCGUGAUCUGCUGAACACGAGAGGUGUCCAUCAAUCUUGCGUGACCCAAUUCCACACUCCCGUAGCAAAUCUGCUGAGCUUUUCUUUAACCUCUUGCUUUCUAAAAUAAUCUCGCUCGUAUUCUUCCGAUCUCUCGAGGUCUCGUCCAAUCAUCCAUUCUUUGGCUCUCUCAUGCGCUCUUAUCCAAAACAGUGUCCUACCACUCAAACUCAUUUGCUCUCAUCCAAUCCUGUGUACCCUCGUCCAGUCUCGCGCGCUCCCAUUCAAUCCCAGGUGUACGCGUUCUCACCCAAUUUUGUGCGCCCGUAGUCAGUGUUCCGCGCUCUCGUCCAAUUCCUCAGGCAUUAAGCCAAUUCUGCGAGCAUUCACAUUGUGGGAAAGAAUAGUACCGUUAAACACGUGGUAAUCAGAAACCAGACCCGAUGUUGAGGCCAUUCUUAUAUUAAUUACCGGUGUACUACACUCUCGAAGUUCGUCUAUGUAACUUUUAAUCCUAAUUCGCUUUAUUGGU